CCAGAAGAAAGCAAGACAAGUUCACACCCGCGUAACACAAAAGAUAAAACAUAGUUAUGGUUUGGGAGAUAAGAUCAAGAUUCCCAAUUACAACACAUGCAAUACGCUGCAAUAUGUGGUUCACCGCCAUCUGCAACCUUGAAGUCAUUAAGAACAGAUUCACAGUAACCAAUCGCCGAUCACCAGGCACAAUGGAAGUUAUGAGAUCACAGAAGAAAGCUUCGUCAGCACUGACGUCAUCUAAUGGUGUUUCAACCCUAAAUCUUUACCGUUCGGCUCCCACUCUCGAAGUCCGGCUCGAGGAUUUCGAACGAUUCGCCGUUGAUCGGCUUCUAGUUCUUAGAGGGAUUUCUGAUGGGCUAGCUAGAGGAAAGAAACCUGAUGAAAUGGAGAAAUUGGUGGCUGAUCUUUUGAAGGCUCAUAUGAGACAUCCACAGGCCUCAGAGGUUAACAACAAAGAUAUCAUAUCUCAUUUUGUUUUGCGUCUCGUGUAUUGUCGAUCAGAAGAAUUGAGGAAAUGGUUUCUUUCAAUGGAAAGUACUCUUUUUCGCUACCGGUUUCGGAGUGUGAAUUCUGAUGUACAUUUGUCAUUGAUGACCGAACUUGGCAUUCCGUACAAAGUUGUCUCCCAAAAAGAAUUUGAGGAUUUGCGUGAUCAACUGAACUUAGUUGCACGCUCAGCUAACCAGCCGUUACCCACUCCUAAUGGAUUAUACAAGGUUUCAUUUGAAGAAGUUCCAGAACUUGUGGCAACCCGUAAAGUGUUCAUCCAGAAAGGAUAUGCAUAUGUUGCUCUGAAUCAGGUUGUCUCAUUUGUUGUUCCACACUUCCGUAGCCAUCUUUCAAAAGCUCUUGUCCUCACAAACAGAAAGUGGACGUCCAUGAUUAGAGAACAAGAAAAGGACCGUCUAACACCCAUAGUUGAAGCACUAGCUACUAGUUAUCUGGGUCCUGAUUAUAGCCAGGACAAAGAAGUUGGUGAAAUAUCUUUAAAGGACAUUGAUCAAGUAGCAAGAACUUCAUUUCCUUUGUGUAUGCAGCACCUCUUCAAUACAUUAAGAGACGAUCAUCAUUUGAAGCAUGGAGGAAGGAUGCAGUUUGGCUUGUUUCUCAAGGGUGUUGGGUUGAAGUUAGAUGAUGCACUUGCAUUUUGGAAAGCAGAGUUCUCUCAGAAGGUUGGUGCUGAGAGAUUUGACAAAGAAUACGCAUACAGCAUACGCCACAAUUACGGUAAAGAAGGAAAGAGAACUGAUUACACACCUUAUUCUUGUCAAAAGAUUAUCCUAUCAACUCCUGGAGUCGGAGACCAUCAUGGUUGCCCUUAUCGUCAUUUUAGUGAAGAAAAUCUAAGGGCUGCUCUUGGUAAAAUGGGAGUAAGCAGCCGUGCAUUGGAAGAUGUUAUCGAAAAAGCAAGAAAUAGACAUUAUCAGUUGGCUUGCACUUUGACAUUUGAAGCUCUUCAUGCUUCAUCUUGUGAUGCUGGAAUCAACCAUCCAAACCAAUAUUUCAGUGACAGCCAAAAGAUCCUCAAAGAAAAGAAUAUGUCAACGGAUUGAUGUAUUAUAUUAUCAAUUUGUACCAGUGUUAUGUUGUACAGCGGCAAUUUUUAUUUUUCAGGUGGUCAUCGGGAUCACAUUGUCGAUCAGUUCUGGUAAACUAUGCACAUGUAAAUGAGUUUAAGCACUAGUAUCUCGUUGGAGUGAGUAGUGAUAUAUCUAGAAACUUUUAAACUAACUGCAUUUUUUGCACUUCUAAAUUAAAUGUAGUUUCUUUUCUUUUUUAAUCCAAAUUAAACGAAUCUUUGAAGA
This is a messenger RNA of Helianthus annuus (common sunflower), 1808 nucleotides long. Its product is annotated as probable DNA primase large subunit. The record is from RefSeq and is a predicted model, not a curated record. Gene Ontology annotation, cellular component: alpha DNA polymerase:primase complex. NCBI's taxonomy places the organism in Eukaryota, Viridiplantae, Streptophyta, Magnoliopsida, Asterales, Asteraceae. Gene Ontology annotation, biological process: DNA replication, synthesis of primer. The transcript has 21 exons. The coding region runs from base 57 to 1556 and encodes 499 amino acids.